This is a messenger RNA of Penicillium daleae, 1467 nucleotides long. Its product is annotated as FMN-dependent alpha-hydroxy acid dehydrogenase family protein. Gene Ontology annotation, molecular function: oxidoreductase activity; heme binding. The record is from RefSeq and is a predicted model, not a curated record. Bases 1 to 1467 code for a protein of 488 amino acids. NCBI's taxonomy places the organism in Eukaryota, Fungi, Ascomycota, Eurotiomycetes, Eurotiales, Aspergillaceae. The transcript is spliced from 6 exons.
AUGGCAAAGGUAUUCGACGCUGCAGAAGUCGCGAAGCACAAUACGCCCGAGAGCUGCUGGGUGAUUCUCUACGGCAAGGUCUACGAUGUCACUGAUUUCCUGUCCAGUCACCCUGGCGGUGCAAAGAUCAUUCUGAAGCUUUCAGGAAAAGAUGCGACCGAGGAAUAUGACCCCAUUCAUCCUCCAGGCAUUCUAGAGGAAGAACUCAAGCCAGAGGCUUGUCUUGGAACGGUGGAUCCAAACACGGUAUCCAAGGACGAGACACCAGCAAAGCCUCAGGAGCCGGCGGCAGGACCCCCUCCUAUGCAAAACCUCCUCAAUCUCGACGAAAUCGAAGAAGUUGCCACGAAACAAGUAAGCAAGAAGGCAUGGGCCUAUUACUGGUCAGCAUCGGACGACAAGUUUUCCAAGCGAUUUAACAACGAAAUCUACCGAUCCAUUCUCCUUCGGCCAAGAGUUUUCAUUGAUUGCACCAAGUGCGACUUGGAUACGUCAGUACUGGGACACAAAUUGGGAAUGCCAAUUUAUGUAUCUCCCGCGGCUAUGGCGCGUCUCGGCCAUCCUUCCGGUGAAGCGGGUAUUGCAGAGGCAUGCCGAAGCUUCGGUGCGAUGCAAGUCAUUUCCAAUAAUGCAUCAAUGACCCCCGAACAAAUUGUCAAGGAUGCAGCUCCGGAUCAGGUCUUUGGCUGGCAGCUCUAUGUUCAAGUUGACCGCAAGAAGAGCGAGGCGAUGCUGGCGCGUAUCAACAAACUCAAGGCUAUCAAGUUCAUCGUUCUCACGCUCGAUGCACCCGUUCCGGGUAAGCGUGAAGAAGACGAGCGAAACAGUCUUGUGGGUGCCUCCACCCCUGUGUCAAGCGGUGUGAAGGCAGCUGAGCGCUCUGCUGAUGGCACUCCCGAUGUGAGUGGUCCGGGUGGAUCUGGUGGUGUUGGCCAGCAGCUCUUUGCUGGUACCGAUCCAUCCUUGACGUGGCAGGAGACCCUGCCCUGGCUGGCCAAGCACACAGAUCUCCCUAUCAUUCUGAAGGGCCUGCAAACUCACGAGGAUGCAUACCUUGCCUCCACUCCACGCUCCACAGGACGAGCCUUGGAUACUGCCCCGCCAGCUGUGCACACUCUCUUGGAGAUCCGGAAAUACUGCCCCGAGGUCUUCGACAAGAUCGAGGUCCACGUUGAUGGCGGUAUUCGCCGUGGCACAGACGUUGUGAAAGCCCUCUGCCUCGGAGCCAAGGCAGUUGGUCUUGGACGCGCUGCACUGUGGGGUCUGGCAGCUGGUGGCCCUGAUGGUGUUCGCAGGACAUUGCAGAUUCUUGCCGACGAAACCAAGUCUUGCAUGCGCCUGCUCGGUGUGGAAACCGUGGAUCAGCUUGGCCCUCAACAUAUCAACACUCGCAUGGUCGAGCAGCAGAUUUACGACGGUCCAUCUGCUCUAGGCCCUUUACGACGUGCUUUCCGGGCGAAGCUUUAG